AUGCAUUUCCCUACUGAUUCUGAUAGGCUUGCCCGUGGGGAUAAGACUUCUCCAGAGGAAUAUGAAUACUCCAGUGAUGGAGAAUCCGAGGUAGAACCAGCUCAAGAAGACCACGAUACUCUCAGCGACACAGACAUCGAUAACGCUAGUGAUGAAGGCGACAAGGAUCGAUACACGAGCACCUCCUGCAAGGAAACUUUAGCCAAAUUUUGGGCAAUUGCAAAGAAGUUGAGGUAUUCACCGAAUUCAAAAGCCGAGUUUGUCGAAACCUGUCGGGACAAAGAGUGUGCUACCCCACACAUGGUCGAACGAGACGUACGUACUCAAUGGAAUUCAACGGCUGCUCAACUGAGAAGUGUCAUCAGAUGUGAGGCUGCAAUUCUGGAGUGGCAGCGUCAUAAAAGGCAUGGUAUGAAACGCAAGUACUUUGUGGACCAGAACGACUUUGACUUGGCGCGCGAUCUGGUUGAAGUACUUGACUUAUUCCAUGAAAUAACGUUGCAAAUCUCUACGGCCGGGUCGACUCAAAUAUCAAAUGUUGUUGUCUUCAUCGAUCAAAUCACUGAUCAUCUGUCAACUGCAAUUAUCAACCCCGAUUAUCCUCCAGCAUUGAGGAAUGCCUGCCGAUCUGGAUUGAAGAUUACCAACAAGUAUUAUAGCCUGACCGAUGCCUCCCCUCUUUACCGAAUUGCAAUAUUUAGGGAUGAGUAA
This is a messenger RNA of Puccinia graminis f. sp. tritici CRL 75-36-700-3, 711 nucleotides long. RefSeq lists its product as uncharacterized. The transcript has 4 exons. Gene Ontology annotation, cellular component: nucleus. The record is from RefSeq and is a predicted model, not a curated record. The coding region runs from base 1 to 711 and encodes 236 amino acids. Gene Ontology annotation, biological process: regulation of transcription by RNA polymerase II. Lineage: Eukaryota; Fungi; Basidiomycota; Pucciniomycetes; Pucciniales; Pucciniaceae.